Messenger RNA from Dentiscutata heterogama, 1752 nucleotides. The record is from the annotation of a GenBank genome assembly. NCBI's taxonomy places the organism in Eukaryota, Fungi, Glomeromycota, Glomeromycetes, Diversisporales, Gigasporaceae.
AUGGGAUUGAGUCAUUCAUCUAAAGUUAUUACCUAUCCACAUGAGGAGAUUUAUCCUCGUUUGGAUAUCUUAGACAUGACUAGUAAUCAAUCGUAUGCCCCUCAGUUUGAUCUAUUGAUCCAAAGCUUCCAAGCUCUUCAAGAUCGUCCUUAUGACGACAUGAGGUCAUUUUAUCAAAUUGCUGGCAUACAUGGGCUGCCAUUUACAGCCUAUGAUGGAAUUGAAGGAGCCUAUCCUUAUCGAUCGUCGGAAUUUUUAGGAGGCCGUUGGGGUGGAUAUUGUCAUCAUGGAGAUGUUAUAUUCCCGACAUGGCAUCGAGCAUAUGCACUUUUAUUAGAAGGUCAAUUAAGGACCGAAGCGAAAGAAAUUGCGAAUAAAUACCCAUCGGAUCAAAAAGAUAAAUACGUUGAAGCAGCUAAACAGCUCCGCCAUCCUUAUUGGGAUUGGGCGGAUGAAAAAGCGAUUAAAGGUGUACCCGAUGUUUUCAUAACGCCUACCCUAGAAAUAAACACCCCAAAUGGCAAGCAAAAAGUAAAAAACCCGUUAAAGUCCUAUACCUUACCAGUGGAUCUUGCAGACCCACUUCCAAAAGGUUUAAAUCCAAAUGAUGCAAAUUAUACGGUACCUAACGUGAGUUAUAUUCCAUUUACACCGAAAGGAUACCAGACAGUACGUCAUCCAAACAACAAAAAUGUCGAUCAAGUCGACAUAAUGAAUAUAAAUAUGUCAACGUAUAUUCAAUCAGUAUUUAGACCAGGAUUUUAUCAAAUGUUUCACAUAAGUGACUUUACAAAGUUUUCAAAUCACGGUCUGACAUCAAAGGGUGGAGAAUUACCAGAUUUCAACCCCGGUCAUCCAAAACCUUUUAAUAGACUUGGAUUUUCCCAUUUUGCAUCAUGGGAAACGACCCAUGAUGGAUUUCAUGUAGUAAUUGGUGGUACUGGAGGGCAUAUGACUUAUGUUGAUAUAGCAUCUUUCGAUCCAAUAUUCUCUUUUCAUCAUGUCAAUAUGGAUCGCAUUUUUGCACUUUGGCAGAAAAUAUAUCCUAAUAGCUGGAUUAUAUCAAAUAUUGAUGUAAAUGGAACUUAUACGAAUAUUAUGGGUGAGGUGAUUAACGAAUACACAGAACUCACACCAUUCCGAAAAUCAGAAACCGAAUUUUGGACAUCUGAUGACGUUCGAGAUUUUACAAAACUUGGUUAUACUUAUCCUGAAGUUGAAAAAUUUUAUGGUAAUUCAACGGCAAUAUUAAAUUAUGUUCUUGAACUUUAUAAACCUGAUCCGCAUUACGACACUCGAUUUUUUGUGAAAGUGACGAUAGAGUCAGGCAAAGUAAAGGGACCAUUUGUUAUCAGGGUAUUUGUUGAUUUGCCCUCAGCAGAUUCCUCGACACCAACAACAUCCCCUAAUUUUGCGGGAUUUGUUGCCAUGUGGCAAAGUGACGCACAUAAUAGUACUUUUGUUGAAGGUACCGUUGAUAUAACAGCAGCUAUGGAACGCCUUAACAUAAGAACGCAAAAGCAUGAUUUUGUUCAUGAAGUUAAUCUUACAACAGGCUUGGUAAACCCUGCAUCUCUUUUCAAUAUUGGUACAGAUAUAAAUUUAGUUCCUGUUAUGAUAGAUGGUUCCGAAAUUUUACCGGAAGCUGCUGGUGUUAAAUUAGUUGAGGUUUUCUCGUUUGAACAUGAUAAAGUAGAUAAAAAUUUCCUCGUUGAAAGCACGGGACAAUAUUAUACCGCUAAAAAAUUUUAA